Molecule: messenger RNA, 599 nt
Organism: Ostrinia furnacalis (Asian corn borer)
Lineage: Eukaryota; Metazoa; Arthropoda; Insecta; Lepidoptera; Crambidae
Product: protein lethal(2)essential for life-like
Exons: 2
Coding region: 64-525 (153 amino acids)
Biological process (GO): protein refolding; response to heat
Cellular component (GO): cytoplasm; nucleus
Source: RefSeq, a predicted model, not a curated record
AAAACUUGUUUACAAUGUUAAAAUAAAUUAGGCGCCCUACAGAUGUAAAAUGUGUGGUAAAUUAUGUUCUUGAGUCCUUUAUACAGGGUUUUUAGGCCUAAUAGCAACUCCUGGGUUCAAUUUCGGGGUGUCAGACCUUCAAUAAGGAUAGGAAGAGAGAAGUUCGAGCUAACCCUGAACGUGAAACAGUUCAAGAAGGAAGAACUAAGGGUAAAAGCAAGGCCAGAGUAUGUCAUUAUCGAAGGGAAGCAAGAAAAGAAGUCGAAGAAAGGAUACGUGAUAAGACAGUUCGUCCGCAAAUUCAAGCUCCCUUACGGUUGCACUCCGGAAACGAUGAAAAUCCACCUAUCCCCUGACGGUAUCCUCACAGUCACAGCUCCAAGACAGACUUGCGACAAAAACUUGCCCUGUGAGACCGUCAUCCCCAUAUCAGCAGCUGAGCCGAAGGUCAAAACGGAAACCUUGGAGGCUGUGCAGCACAUCGUCGAGAAAACGGCUGAGAAACCGAAGGAUGAAAAGAAAUAAUUUUGAUAGUCUGUAAAACGGUGAUAAAUAUUGUAUUGUGAUGAUUUGUAGUUUCUGUGACUAACUAAACUACA